GAAAGGCGUUUGCUGUGGGUGAGGCCACUUCCUUUAGCUGCUGAUUCCUGUCUUUCGCACAGUCUCUUCUUCUUCUUUUUCUUCAGCACAAACUUCGAGGAGUUCUCGCAGCUUUCAGCCAAGGCAGCGUCCCAGGACCUGACCACUUCAACAUGCCCCCAAAGAGGAAGUCGGCUGCCACCAAAUCAAAUUCCAAGCAGAGGAAGGUCAAAGUUGAGCCGGAGGAAGAUAACGUCAAGUCCGCUGUUGAAGCUCUAAAAGCUGCUCCGAGUGUCAAGGCUAAAGCUAAGAUAGACGAGCACUGUCCUCUGAGCACUGACACGUCGGCUAAGAUUCAUGAGGACUACGACUGCAUGUUGAACCAAACCAACAUCGGAAACAAUAACAACAAGUUCUACAUCAUCCAGCUGAUCGAACUCAAUGGCUCAUACUACUGUUGGAACCGCUGGGGUCGAGUGGGAGAAGUUGGCCAAAGUAAACUGGGCUCUCCAGUUGCCCUGAAUGCCGCUGUGAAGGAUUUUGAAAAGAAGUUCAAAGACAAGACCAAGAAUGACUGGGUGAACAGAGACUCCUUUGUGGCACACCCUGGAAAAUACACCAUGAUUGAAGUCCAACAGGGCUAUGAGGAAGCGACGAUUGUGAAGAAUGACACUGUGGAUGGAAGCACAGCAGUGAGUAAGAAAGUCAAACCUUGCACUUUAGACAAGCCGACUCAGGAGCUGGUCAGUCUCCUCUUCAGUCAUGAUAUGUUCAAGGAGCAGAUGCAAACCAUGAACCUGGAUGUGAAGAAGAUGCCUCUUGGAAAGUUGAGUAAACAGCAAAUUGCCAAGGGUUUUGAUGCACUGGAUGAGAUUGAGGCAGCCUUGAAGCCAUCUCCCAACAGAAAGCAGCUGGAGGAGCUCUCCUCGAAGUUCUACACCAUCAUCCCUCACUACUUCGGACGCAAUAGACCCCCAGUGAUUGAUACUUCGGAAGUGAUCCAGGCCAAAAGAGACAUGCUACUGGUGCUUGCUGAUAUUGAGCUCGCCCAGAGUCUUCAAGCUGAGAAGGAGCAGAAAAUCAAGACAGAAAUUAUCAAGGAGGUUUCCCAUCCUCUGGAUGAAGAUUACAACCUGCUGAAGUGUGACCUGCAAUUGUUGGCACCCAAUUCUGAAGAAUUCCAGUUGAUAAAGAAGUACGUGGAUGUGACUAGAUGCAGCUACAGGCCAGUGAAAAUUCAAAGCAUUUGGAAAGUGGACCGGGACGGUGAGGGGACACGCUUCAAGACCCAUGAUAACAUUGAGAACCGGCGCCUCCUGUGGCAUGGGACUAACAUUGCGGUUGUUGCUGCCAUUCUGAAAACAGGCCUACGCAUCAUGCCCCACUCAGGGGGCCGCGUUGGAUGUGGAAUCUAUUUUGCAUCAGAAAACAGCAAGUCGGCAGGAUACGUUGGUUUUACAUCCAAAGGUGUUGGUGUCAUGUUCCUGUCAGAAGUGGCUCUGGGGAAAGAGCAUUCCAUCUUCCAAAACAACAGCCGGCUGAAGUCAGCUCCCAAAGGCUUCGACAGUGUAGUGGCCCGUGGCACCACAGAACCAGAUUGUUCUCAGGACAAGGAGUUCAUUUUUGAAGGGAAGAAAGUGAUGGUGCCUCAGGGGAAACCGGUGAAUAUGAAUCUGCAAAGCCACUUUAGCCAGAGCGAGUAUGUCAUCUACAAGGAGAGCCAGGCUCGUCUUCGCUAUUUGUUACAAGUAAAGCACUGAGCAGCCCUGCAGUGUGGGAAUCCAGCUCGUUUUCCAGAAAGCGCCUUCACCUAUGGGUCAAUAUCAUGUUUACUUUCUGUGGUUGGUUAAUGCCACUGCACUCUGCUGGCACUGGCUUCUUUAACUAUUAAUGCUUCUAUGCACAGCAGACUCUGGUAAUUUUAAGGAUCCUUUAUCUGAGGAAUAUGAGAUGAAACUGAAUCUGAAAAUGCUUUGGGUUUUGGGGUCCUCUUCCAUUAAGUCUGCAGGCAUUUUGACUUCAGUUGUACCUACAGUGUAGCCGUAGGAUUAUAGCUAGAUUUUGACUGAAACUAUCACCAUCAUGUUGUCGCUGGCUUUAAAUGGUGGAUAAUGACUAACAUGUGCAUUACAGCCCCUGGCCCAUUCGUCCUUUACUAGAAACUGCUGUUGGUGUCAAAACAAUGAGGAGAACCGAUAGGCAUCAAACUUUACCGAAUCACUACCAGGCCCCACUGACAAACACCCUGAACUGACAGGCCUACGCCCAGGCCCCUCUCACUGGGCCACAAUGAGUAACUCAUCGAAAGGCUGCGCCCCUGGGCCUGUCUCUCCAGCUCCACUGUAUAACUUGCUGAACUGACAGGCCUCAAACUCUACUCAAUCCUUACCAGGUCCCACUGACAAACACCCUGAACUGACAGGCCUACCCCUAGGCCUCUCUCACUGGGCCACACUGAGUAAUUCAUCGACAGGCUGUCCCCCUGUGCCUUUCUCUCCAGGCUCCAUGAAUAACUGACUGUACUAGCAGGCCUAGCCCCUACGCUUUGCUCAAGGGGCCACACUGAGUAACUCACUGAACUGACAGGUCUAGGGCUAAGCCUGUCUCCAGGCUCCUUUGAGAAACUCACUGACAGGCCUAGCUCCUAGGCCUCUGUCUCCAGGCCACACUAAGGAACUCGUAGAACUGAGAGAUUGCUUGGUUAGGCCUCCCUCGUGGGCCACGUUGAUAUGAGUGGGCUACUGCGGCUCGAGAUCUGUCCCGUGCAGGCUGGGCUACUUUGGGAAAUGGUGGAAGAACGAUUUUUGUUGACAGCACAAAAGCUGGACAUGCCCCUCAUUGGUAGAAGCAACUUGCCUCUCACUUGAUCCUCAGUAAGACUUUGACUUGCCUUUCAUCCCACCCUGCUUGGUUAUGGUGCGUUUUCUUAGGAAUCAGUCACUGUGUUCCCUUGCAACAUCCCACAGGCUCAACAGGAGACCUGCAACUUACUGAAAUACAGAAAACGAAGAAUGAAACGCCACUCUCCCACCAUUCAGACACAUUCAGCUGCAAAUGUUUUUGCUGAUAAAUUUGAACACUGGCUGUCCCAUUAGUCAAUCCAUCUUGCAAGGGCUGUACUAAGUGUCUCAAGCCAAGUAGACAGACUGCUCCCAUCUGAACUGGUGCCUGGUACGAACUGCUAUAGAACCCCUUUGCAAGACGGCUCCUCCUCAUUGUAGGAUGUGGGUAGGACAGUGCAGCCCAAGCCUUAGACUGGAGUCUGUGUGAUUGAUGUAGCUCACAGAGAUGAUGAAAGUUUGCUUCCUCUACUUCAUUGGAGAUUGUCACUUUAUGGCGGGCUCACUCCCAGGGCCUGUGCAGGCUGAAGCUGAGGUCAAAUCUGCUGCAGUUAGCUGGAGGGGGAGUGGAGGGUAAAAAUUUCCUGUCAUCCUGAGCUGAAAGCGAGUGUGAAAGGCAGCGGGGUUUCGAUAGUAGAUCUGACUGCACACUCUCACUGUGUAAGACAUCAAUCUGAGGCUGCUUUAGGGGAGAAUCCAUGAUGCAGAACAAUCUCUAAUACUUGACGCUGUGACUCUAUUAGAAGCUGAGAUUCACCAUACACUGUGGAAGAUUUUUGAUGUAAUAGAAUGUAUUCUCAGGGUUGAUCAUUGUUACCCAAGUGUUUACCAGAUGGUCCCGGUUUGCACUAUUAAAGGAUUGUUAUUCUGCAUGCUACACUAAACCGAA
Messenger RNA from Stegostoma tigrinum, 3708 nucleotides. It is a transcript of the gene parp3, whose product is annotated as poly (ADP-ribose) polymerase family, member 3. The transcript is spliced from 11 exons. The coding region runs from base 153 to 1739 and encodes 528 amino acids. The record is from RefSeq and is a predicted model, not a curated record. Lineage: Eukaryota; Metazoa; Chordata; Chondrichthyes; Orectolobiformes; Stegostomatidae. Gene Ontology annotation, molecular function: NAD+ poly-ADP-ribosyltransferase activity. Gene Ontology annotation, cellular component: site of double-strand break.